Rhododendron vialii is the source of this 493-nucleotide messenger RNA. RefSeq lists its product as uncharacterized. NCBI's taxonomy places the organism in Eukaryota, Viridiplantae, Streptophyta, Magnoliopsida, Ericales, Ericaceae. Bases 60 to 314 code for a protein of 84 amino acids. The transcript is spliced from 3 exons. The record is from RefSeq and is a predicted model, not a curated record.
AGGGUUUCAAGACUCUCUCAAGUGUUCCAGACAGAGGAAUUCUUUUCCCGAGCGAGAAGAUGUCGAAGAAGAACGACUUGGGUCGCAGAAAAAGGCUGCACGAAUUCGAACUCAAAAGAGAGAAAGAAGAGAAAGAAAAGAAGGCGAAGAAGCUGCAGGCCAAAAGGAAUAAGAUGAAAGUUGAUGGUAAUGACAAGAAGAACAAGAAGAUGAAGGGUGCAAGUGGAUUCCAAGUUGGGAAGAGAAAGUUGAAGACGAAGCUGACAGCAUUGGCGAAAGCCAAAGCUGCACAAGCGAUGGAAGUUGACAAAUGAGGUUUUACUCUACUUUGUGUCAUUGAGGCAUAUUUUGAGAGUCUAGUGCACGCCAUGUGCUACUGGAAUUUGCACCAUAGCUAACUUUAGUACUUGUAAAUUAGAAAGGGAAGGGUUUCUCUACCUAUGUACUCAUUACUCAUUAGCACUUUCUUCUCAAGUUGUUGGUUUCUCUGGAA